AUGAGCCCCAUCUCCCUUUUCUCUCUCCACGACGACGUCCUUCUCGCGAUAUUCUCCCUCCUGGGCUGUAAAGAUGCGCUCGCGACUUCUUCAACCUCCAGGCACGCAGACCUUGAAGUGGACGAGCAGGACGCCUCCGAAGCCCGCGCACUUUCGCGGUACAUGCGCGCACCAGAGCCGUUUUACCAACUCCCCCGCGUCCAGCACCUCCGCCAUUUCACCCUCCACUACUUUUGUGACGUCGAUGUUCCUCCUCUGCGCAAACGUCUCAGCCAGACCUCCAACCUCCGCACCAUUGACAUCCACAACUUCGAGUUCUUCACAGAGACAGACCGGGUCAUCGUAAAAGCUAUCGGUGUCAUGCACAAGCUCGAGCAAGCAAGCCUCAUAGAUGUCGGCCCUGAGACGGUGUCUUCUCUGUCAGAGAUGCUGUCGAGUCGGCACUUGACCUCAUUGACUCUUGAAAUCGACGAGGUGUCCUUCAGGCCUGGUGGCAUCGCCCUCGAGGACCUCGUGUCUGGCCUCGCCUCCAUGCAGAGCUUAGGGCCUGUUCGGUAA
This is a messenger RNA of Epithele typhae, 558 nucleotides long. RefSeq lists its product as uncharacterized. NCBI's taxonomy places the organism in Eukaryota, Fungi, Basidiomycota, Agaricomycetes, Polyporales, Epitheliaceae. The transcript is spliced from 2 exons. The coding region runs from base 1 to 558 and encodes 185 amino acids. The record is from RefSeq and is a predicted model, not a curated record.